CCACAGUAGAGGCAACACAAGUGGUUACUGUAGAGAUUUGAGAUUAUUAUUAUUUAGAUUUGACUGUAUAAAAUGCUCAAAGGUUCUGCCGAGUGUGACAGCUGCUGUUUACAGGUCCUGAAGGUCGUUUAAAGCAUCAAGAGCGGAAAACAGCAAACCUCCCCCUCUGCCAGACUUAGCUUUCCUCUGGAGGAAAAGGGACAGUCGACGUGUGCUGCGGUGGAGGAAAGGUGGUUGACAGCGACACCGAAGCCGUCGCCCAAAAUCUGAGAAAUCUUAUCUCUUGAAGCUGGUUUGCUAAGACGGCAUCACCGCAAAGGUUUCCUGGAGAUUGUGUGGAUAUUUGCGUGGAGGUCAGAGAGUAAAAACCUGCAGCCAUGUCUCCGUUCCUACGGAUUGGGUUCUCCAGCUUUGAGAUGGAUCCCGGUCUGGCUUACCACGAGGAGGUGCUGAACCCGUACUGUGCUGUUUACAUGAAGGAGGCCAUUGACACAGAAAAGGGCCAAGUGCACAAGCAGAAGAAACCCACCAUGUACCCGCCAUGGAGCACCACGUUUGAUGCCCACAUCCACCGUGGUCGCAUCAUGCACGUGAUGGUGAAGGACCGCACGGCAGAGCUGAAGUCUGAGGCCACGGUGGCUCUGGACUCGCUGGCAACGCGAUGCAAGAAGGAGAACGGCAAGCUGGAGAUCUGGCUGGAGCUGAAGCCACAGGGCCGCCUGCUGAUGGAGGCCAAAUACUAUCUGGAGAAGAGUGACGCUGCAGGUCAGACUGAGGGAGACCCAGAGUCCGAACCAGAGAGGGAGGGGCUGUUUGCCCUCCAUCAGCGGCGAGGUGCCAUCAAACAGGCUAAAGUCCACGUUGUCAAAUGUCACGAAUUCAGCGCCACGUUCUUCCCUCAACCGACCUUCUGCUCCGUCUGCAAAGAGUUUGUCUGGGGUCUUAACAAGCAGGGUUACCAGUGCAGACAGUGCAACGCAGCCAUUCACAAAAAAUGUAUAGAUAAAGUAAUCGCUAAAUGCACGGGUUCAGCCAUUAACAGCAAAGAAACAAUGAUCCACAAGGAGCGCUUCAAGAUCGACAUGCCCCACAGGUUUAAGGUCUACAACUACAAAAGUCCCACUUUCUGUGAACACUGCGGUACUCUGCUGUGGGGGCUUGCCAAGCAGGGGCUCAAAUGUGAGGAAUGUAGCAUGAACGUCCAUCAUAAAUGCCAGAAGAAAGUCGCCAACCUCUGUGGGGUCAACCAAAAACUGAUGGCUGAAGCUCUGGCUAUGAUCGAGAGUAAACAGCAGGCCGAUGCUGGUCCUACCUUUUGUCAGGCCAGAAGCACCAGAGAAAGUGAAAUCAUUGGUCGAGAAGGCCCAGUAGGUGUUGGCCAGCCGGGCGUGGUCCGAGCUCCUUCUGGGUUAGUAACGGGUGUACCAGCCACAGCUACACCUGCGAACAAAGACUAUCAGGGUGUGUCAUGGGACGGACCGACUGACGUCGGCAGGUCGAUCACUGAGGCGCUGACAGAAGAGCCUCUGUACGCUGUUCCCAGGAAGGAGCACCAACCCAAAUUCACCAUCGAUGACUUUGUUCUGCACAAGAUGCUCGGGAAAGGCAGCUUCGGCAAGGUGUUUUUAGCCGAGCUGAAAAAAAGCGGGCACUUUUACGCAGUGAAGGCUCUAAAAAAGGACGUGGUGCUGAUGGACGAUGAUGUCGAGUGCACCAUGGUGGAGAGGAGGGUCCUCUCUCUUGCCUGGGAAAACCCUUUCCUCACACACCUUUACUGCACCUUCCAGACCAAGGAGAACCUGUUCUUUGUGAUGGAGUAUCUGAAUGGAGGGGAUCUCAUGUUCCACAUCCAGAACUGCCACAAGUUUGACUUGCACAGGGCCACCUUCUAUGCAGCUGAGACCAUCUGUGGGCUCCAGUUCCUGCACUCUAAAGGAAUCAUUUACAGGGAUCUGAAGCUGGAUAAUGUGCUGCUGGACUCUGAGGGUCAUAUCAAGAUAGCAGACUUUGGCAUGUGUAAGGAGAACAUGCAGGACGAGUCACGCACCGCCACCUUCUGUGGGACACCCGACUACAUCGCUCCAGAGAUCCUGCUGGGUCAGAAGUACAACAGCUCAGUGGACUGGUGGUCGUUUGGAGUGCUGCUGUACGAGAUGCUGAUUGGUCAGUCUCCGUUCCACGGCCGCGAUGAAGAGGAGCUGUUUCAGUCCAUACGCACGGACAACCCCGUUUACCCCCGCUGGCUCACCAAAGACGCCAAGGACAUUCUGGUCAAGCUGUUCGUGAGGGAGCCCGAGGAGCGCCUGGGAGUGAAGGGAAACAUCAGACAGCACAAUUUCUUUAGCAGCACUGACUGGAACUCCGUGGAACAACGGAAGGUGGCGCCGCCCUUCACGCCAACAUUAACGUCGCCCAGUGACUGCAGCAACUUUGACAAAGAGUUUAUCAACGAGAAGCCCCGGCUGUCGUGUGCCGACCGGACGCUCAUCAACAGCGUUGACCAGACAAUGUUCAGGAACUUCUCCUUUGUCAACCCGGGGAUGGCUCGCAACGCAGCCCGCUGACAAUGAGACCAACAACCUACUACCUCACAAGCAAGCCGCUCAGACACAAACAGCACUUACUGGAACUUAAACAAACUGCAGAGACUUUAGACCAGGAAUGUCCCAAAACUUAACUGUAUCGGAAAACAUGAUGAUAACCACUAAAGGGGGUGCCCUGGGUGUAAGGCACAUACAACACAACUGUGACGGGAUCUUUGUUGCAUGUCUUUUCGGUCUCUAAAUUUGAAAUAUAAAGAUAACCACAAAAAUAUUUUUUAAAACAGACAAACAAAAACUGCGGAGACAGAGAGGCAAAGAACAUAUAUACCAAGAUAUAAAAAUGAUCAGUCCGUUACAAUGCCUGAUAUAUAAUUCGUCUUAGGUAGUGGCAUAUAAUUACCUAUACGCUUCCAUCUUAAAGCAGUCCCUCCAGGAUUUCACGAUGAAUUCAACCAAUCACCGGGACUUUGGUGCGACUCGGGAUUUUGAUCAAUCACCGCAACUUUUUCACAAAUUUGACCAAAAACCAUUUGCCGCGACUUUGUAUUCGUAUGCAAAUCUGAGAGCCAAUGACCAAGCGGGAGUGAGAACGGGUUGACGUCACACACGUUUGUGGCCAAAUUCAGACGAGACGCAUGUGACUCGAACAUCUCACAUUUACCAACAAAACGUACAGCGAAAAACAUGACACACCGUCCUGCCAACCUGUAAACAUUUUAACAUCGCUGUAACGAUUUUUCCCUCUGAAGUCGUUGAAAGCGGCGGCUGUUUCAAUCUUCUCGGCUCUCUGCAGCGGGCGGGGCUGCUCCGUUCCCCCAGCACACACGAUGGAUGCAGGAAAAAACGAAGAUGAGACGUGCAGGAUGACCUAAACUGAGGACAGCUAUGCUCGUUAUUGUAAGUGCAACGAUGAGUUAAAGUCCAAUAAAUCCUUUAUCAAACCGUAUGAAUGCGUCCCAGGCCAGGAUAGGAAAUUAAGUGCCACUGACACUUAUGUUCAAAUUUGAUUCAUUCAAUAAAUUAUUUUUUAUCUUAAAUCCACCAGCUAUUUUCAUAUUAUACCAACAUUUUUUUGGUAAGGUUACUAGGAAAACUCAGGCUACAGUAGUUUUAUUCUCCCCAAAACAAGUUUCCUUUUUAUUUUUAAAGAACUAUAUAAAAAAAAUCGCAACUUCAUUUUAGGCCGCCGCAAUCUCAAAAAUAGGCCGCAAAAUCCUGGAGGGACUGACAGAGUAUUCAACUCCCUAAACUUGCCUUUGUGCUUAUCAGGGUGUCUUUAUUAAUAGACAAUGUGUUGUAAUGAACGUAUGGUGCCUCAUAAUACUUUAUGAAGUUUACUUUUUCAAGCAAAGCAAACUGAGAAAAUUGGUUACACCAAAUUAGAGCUAUUGUCCUGUUGUUUUAUUUGCUGCCCUAUUCCAUAGCUUAAUGAGUCUUUUACCUCCAUGUUAGGUACAGAUGUUAAAAUAUAAUUAAACAACCCUUGGUCAUGUAAAUAAAUGUAAUGUAAUUCUGUCGAUAUACUGUACUGUCAGUUGGAUGUAGAUCUGUUAUGAUGGUGAUGUGUAGCAGGUUUUCUUUAUGUACCUCAGGAGUUUUCAUAGAUGCUAUAAUUUGGAUCAGGUACUUAGAUCAGCUGCAUACUGUAGUUUUUAUUGAUCUCUUCAUUGUGAAUCCUGUACAAUAAAAUGUCUGUUUUUUUUAGA
This is a messenger RNA of Etheostoma spectabile (orangethroat darter), 4249 nucleotides long. RefSeq names its product protein kinase C, theta (gene prkcq). Bases 378 to 2564 code for a protein of 728 amino acids. Gene Ontology annotation, biological process: protein phosphorylation. The record is from RefSeq and is a predicted model, not a curated record. Gene Ontology annotation, molecular function: diacylglycerol-dependent serine/threonine kinase activity; ATP binding. Lineage: Eukaryota; Metazoa; Chordata; Actinopteri; Perciformes; Percidae. The transcript is spliced from 18 exons.